ACCUAAAUGUAAACCAGGUUGCAGAUUUCUUUCCCCCCAUCUCGCCUCUGUCAGUCUCUCGGAGCAGAAGGAGGAAUCCGCGCUUGGGAUCGCGAUGGGGCUUUGGCGGGGGUUGCUCGCGUUGCUCCUGGUGGGAGCCUCCUCCGUCUCUGUCAGACACUCUCUCCUCUAUCAGUACGUGGUGGUAUCUGAACCCAAUGAGGGGCUGCCCCAGUUCUUCACGGUGGGCUAUCUGGAUGACCAGAUCAUCACCUACUAUGACAGCCGGAAGAAGAAGAAAGAGCCAAAGGUGUCCUGGAUGGAGGAGGUGGAGAAGGAGGAUGCCAACUAUUGGAAGGAGGGAAGCGAGAUCUUGGACGCCACUCAGCAGGUGCUCCAAGAAGACCUGAGGCAUGUUCAAAACCGCUACAAGCAGAAUGGAGGGUUUCACACAUGGCAGACCGCUUAUGGCUGUGAACUCCAGGGAAACAGGAGCAAAAGAGGUUAUUCACAAUAUGGCUACGACGGGAGGACCUUCCUCUCCUUCGAUAAGGAGACCCUGACCUGGGUGGCUCCUGACCCCCUCGCCCAGAUCACCAAGAGGAAUUGGGAUUCUAAUCAUCAGUGGUCCCGGAGAAAUAAAAUCUACCUGGAGGAGGAAUGCAUUGAGUGGCUGGAGAAGUACCUGUCCUAUCGGAAGAAGGCGAUGCUGCCGAGCACAGAGACCCCAAAGGUGACAGUGACCAGAAGGAAGGAGUUGGAGGAUGGGAUGGAGACGCACAUCUGCCAUCUCCACGGCUUCUACCCCAGGGAGAUCGAUGCCUCCUGGACGAGGGACGGGGAGGUCUGGCUGGAGGACACCUUCUAUGGGUCUGUGGCCCCCAACGUGGAUGGGACCUACCACUACUGGCUCAGCGUCCGGAUCGAUCCCAAAGAGAGGGACCGCUAUCGGUGCCACGUGGAGCACGACAGCCUGCAGGAGCCUCUGGAUGUGGCCUUGAAGGUUCCAGAAUCUAACAUGGGGCUCCUCAUCGGCUGCAUUGUUUUGGCUGGUCUUACCCUGGUGUGUCUGAUUGCUGGGAUCCUGGUAUUCCACAAAAAACAUGAGGAUGGCUACAAAGCAGCAACAAUUUUUAUCCAGAUUGCCAUUAAUGGAUUUUCAUUAUGUAGAAAAAUGGAACAUGAAAUUGAUUGCACAGCCAGGCUUCUUCUCCUGUAAUCAUUUGUAAACAUAGUGCAAGAAUAGCAAAAUUGCUUGCUGGAAAUACAUGACUUUGUUGUCUUCUCACCUGAGUUUGCUGCCUGUUUUGGAUGGUUGGAUUUUACUCACUUUGUCUCUCAAAGAUCCCAAUUUCACUUUGAGUGCGUGGAAGAGGAAGAACCAAGGCAACACAAUUCAAUGCAAUUCAACCUUUAUUGUCAACACACGACACGUGUACAAUGAUGUCAGAGUGUGCACAGGGUGACUGCUAGUUUGAGACAAUCCAGGAGCAAAAUACAGGACACAGAGUUUUGGUCAUUACGAACAGUGGUUUAUGUACAAGACUUCUAUAUACAGACAUACACACAGUAGGCACAUACCAGGCAAUCAAUCAAUCUUCAACUCUACACGGAGAGCUACAAUGCAGAUAUAACACAACGAGGGCAGAGGUACACGAGAAAGAGAGAUGUCCAUUAAUGGCCUCCCUUAUAUAGACAGCUUCUUAAAGCAGCAAUAACCCUGCUGACUCAUCCUCAGUUCAUCAUUCUGGUCCAAAGCAGUGGUGGGUUGCUACUGGUUCACCCUGGAUCGGGCGAACCAGUAGCGGUGGUGGCAGAAGGCUCCGCCCACCUGCCUGGACGUCUCUGUGCAUGCGCGCACACAUGCGCGCCCACGAGCAAACUGGUAGCGACAUGAUUUGAAACCCACUACUGGUCCACAGCCUUACAAUGGCUGGCCAGCUUUAAAUCUGCAGUACACUGACAAAUGAGAUUGGCUGAGUCGCCCUACAUGCACCCUCCCCCAACAUAAAUACAUAUCAAUAACUCACAGUGAAAGAAAAAAAAUCCCUAACCCGGAACAAGAAUUGGGGGAGGCUCCUGUGUGGUCCUUGGCAGAGGUGGGUUUCAGCAGAUUCUGACCAGUUCUGGAGAAACGGUAGCGGAAAUUUUGAGUAUUUCAGAGAACCGGUAAGUACCACCUCUGACUGCCUCUUAAGUCCCAGCUGAUCGGGAGGAAAUGGGGAUUUUGCAGUAACCUUCCCCUGGAGUGGGGUGUUGUGUCUGCGCCCCCUGAGCAGGGCCUGCUGCCAGAAAGUGACUUGGACAGUGAGGGGGAAGGGCCGUCAGGACUUACCUCAGGAGCACCAGCUUGCCUGGCUCAGCUCCAGGAGCCAGAAACAGGCCAGGUGGAAGAGAUCUCCAUCCCCUGACUCUUCUCCCCCCCUGGCCACGCCUGCAGACCCAGCUGACGGCAAUGAGGCUUGGUUUUGUAGGCAGGAGAGGAGGGAACAAUAGAAGCAAGUGUGGGGCAGGCCUAGGUAGUGCUGAGUCAUGGAGCCACACCCCACAGGAUAUAAAAGGCAGCCAGAGCUGCUGUGUCUCUUUGUAACAGGCAAAUCCACUGAUUAAGAGCUGAAGUUUGUUUCUAGGUGACUCACCAGCAUCAUGGAAGAUAACGGAGGCUCUUGGCAGACGCUGGCUGUUCUGCUGCCAGAGCCGAUAGUGACGGCUAAUUAAGCCAUCAUUCGGACGGAGGCGAGGGAGGACAGAACACGGGGAGGGAAUGGAGAUUAUACAGUAUCCUUCCCCUGCCACACCCACCAAGCCACACCCACAGAACCAAUAGUAAAAAAAUUUGAAACCCACCACUGGUCCUUGGGGAAGAGGCAGCCAUUUUGCUCCUGUGUCCAGAUGUUUCUCUAGCAUCACCAGCUGAUCUGUAAAAUGGCCAUUUGGACUUGGCUUGGUGGUGGCAGCAACAGAGGCUCCUUUUCCCUCAGAUACUCCUUUGCCCUCCAGCUGUUGGCCAAGUGACCCCAGUAUUUCUCCGCACUUAUGACAUCUGUAGCAUGUUGCUCGAUGGCCCUAUUCAGGGUCACCCGAUCCCUUGUAGGGAAGGAGAGCUCAGACGGUCAUCCUCGGAGCUUUGCAACACCUAAUGGACAUUUUUUUUAAAUUUGCAUUUAUAUCCCGCCCUUCUCCGAAGACUCAGGGCGGCUUACACUAUGUCAAGCAGUAGUCUUCAUCCAUUUGUAUAUUAUAUACGAAGUCAACUUAUUGCUCCCAACAAUCUGGGUCCUCAUUUUACCUACCUUAUAACGGAUGGAAGGCUGAGUCAACCUUGGGCCUGGUGGGACUUGAACCUGCAAUAAUUGCAAGCAGCUGCUGUUAAUAACAGGCUGCAUUAGCCUGUUGAGCCACCAGAGGCCCAAAUUGCUCAGAUUCCUUCUUAGCUUGGAGGCCAAGCAUGGUGCAAUUCCAUCAGAGAUGUCCAAGAAAAAGAAGGUAUCCUGUUAUCUGGGAGCAAUUUGAUCCUGCUGGACCUAUGGAAGUGGACAGGAUCCUUGGGGCUGUCAGCACAGUUACGUCCUUGCUUAUUAGAAUCUUGUCCCUCCAGGUUAUUAAAAUCUUCCAGGAUGGUGACUGGGUGGGUGCACCAGGCCUUAUUUUCGGGGGAUGUCUUCCAUUGACUCACUUCACGGAGGCGCUGCCGACAGCCCUGCCCAGCAGGAGCCUGCUUCCGGCCCGCUUCUGCGGCUGCUUGCUGCCACUCGUGCGGGGCACCCCCAGCCUCUGUUUUGCCAUCAGAGUCCUUCAGGAAAGGCCUCUGCAGCCGAUAAAAGAGCUCCGGAUCAUAAGUGCAAACUGAUUUCCAAGUGGCCGAGAUACGAUCAUGUGAUCUGGGGGAUGGUGGCAGUGUGGCAACCAUAACUUCAAAGAAAUCGAUGUGGCAAUCAUCACUUCUAAGAAAUAUUAGAGGAACUGGCCUGGAAUGGGAGAGCGACACAGAUCCUGCAGGCCCUCCUGCGUUUUUGUCCUCAUACUGACCGUCACAUUCAGCAACAGAAGGCAAGGAUUCACGCCAUCAGAAUAGAGCUGGAAGGGACCCUGGAGGUCUUCUAGUCCAGCCCUCUGCUCAAGCAGGACACCCUAUACCAGGGGUCCCCAACCUUUCGGACCUCAGGGACCACUAAAUUCAUAAUUUUAAAUCCCGUGGACCACUAAUAUGAUCUGCUUAAUGACCGGCUGGGUGUAUGUGUGGCUAGGUGGUCAUAUGACUGGGUGAGCAUGACCAACUUGAUGUCACUCAUGUCGAGGGGCACCUCGCCGGCCUCUACUCGCCCCAGCACCUGGAGGCCCAGAGGGAUGACAUGGCCAGACCAGUUCCAGGCCAUGAUGCAGUCCCACUGGAAUAAGGUCCUCCAGCUCUUCGUCACCACCAACAGCACUUCCCUCCAGCCUUUGUCCAAAGCCCCACAUCAAGUUGGAAUUUCUCCCCCCCCCAACAUCUGACCCACGCAAAAAGACCUUGAAGGGGGAGGCUCUCUGAAGCAACACAAGCGUUCAUUGCACGUAUCCAGUCCAGGGGCCGUAAUUUGAGGAUCCCUGAUUUAGUGCAAUAUAAAAAAUGCAAAUAAUUUUUUGGGGGACCACCAAAAUUUUCUCGCGGACCACCAGAGGUCCAUGGACCACCGGUUGGCGACUGCUGCCCUAUCCUAUUUCAGACAGGUGGCUGUCCAAUCUUUUCUGAAAAAACCUCCAGUGAGGAAGCACCCACAACUUCUGAAGGCAAGCCGUUCCACUGGUUAAUUGUCCUCACUGUUAGGAAGUUUCUCCUCAAUUCCAGGGUGCUUCCCUCCUUGAUUAGUUUUCAUCCAUGGUUUCUUGUCCUGCCUUCUGGUGCUUUGGAAAAUAAGUUGAUCCCCUCUUCUUUGUGGCAGCCCCUCAAAUCCUGGAAUACUGCUAUCAUGUCACCCCUAAUUCUUCUUUUCUCUAGACCAGGGGUUGGCAACCUGCGGCUCUGGAGCCGCAUAUGGCUCUUUCAUCCCUCUGCUGCAGCUCCCUGUCACUCAAAAAAGUGUCACAACCGCCAAUGUGCGACACCUGCUGGCACAUGAUUUACUGAGCUUUUCAAUCCCCAGUAGGCCAACUAUGGAUAAAUCUAAAAAAAGAAAAGGUAAAGGUAAAAAACGAUAUAUGCAGCGUUAUCUUCAUUUUAGAUAUCAAAGGGAUUUUUUUGUGGCUCCCAGUGUUUACUUUUCUGUGGGAAACGGUUCCAAAUGGCUCCCGAUCCCUGCUC
Ahaetulla prasina is the source of this 5260-nucleotide messenger RNA. RefSeq names its product major histocompatibility complex class I-related gene protein-like. The transcript is spliced from 7 exons. Gene Ontology annotation, cellular component: external side of plasma membrane. The coding region runs from base 95 to 1198 and encodes 367 amino acids. The record is from RefSeq and is a predicted model, not a curated record. Lineage: Eukaryota; Metazoa; Chordata; Lepidosauria; Squamata; Colubridae. Gene Ontology annotation, biological process: immune response.